AUGAGCGGAUUGCGGAUUCUAGUCCCCGUGAAGAGGGUGAUCGACUACGCGAUCAAACCCCGAAUCAACAAGACCCAGACCGGCGUCGAAACCGCCGGCGUCAAGCACUCCCUCAACCCCUUCGAUGAGCUCUCAAUCGAGGAGGCCGUCCGCCUCCGCGAGCGCAAAGGCCCCCUGAAAGUCGAAAACAUCCUCGCGCUCUCCGCUGGCGGAGCCAAGUGCGUUGAUACGCUCCGGACAGCCAUGGCCAUGGGCGCGGACCGGGCCUUCCACGUCGAGGUCCCCGAAAGCAACGACGGGGGCAUUGAGCCGCUAACCGUGGCGAAGUUGCUGCAGGCGGUGGUGAAGAAGGAGAACAUCAACCUGGUGCUUCUGGGGAAGCAGGCGAUUGACGGUGACCAGGGGCAGACGGGCCAGAUGCUGGCUGGUCUGCUGGGGUGGCCGCAAGCGACGCAGGCGAGCAAGGUCGAGAUCAAGGAUGAUAAGGGGACGGUGGAGGUGACUCAUGAGGUGGACGGUGGUGUUGAGACGCUGCGUGCUCAGUUGCCUCUGGUUAUUACGACGGAUCUGCGGUUGAAUGAGCCUCGGUAUGCUAGUCUGCCGAACAUCAUGAAGGCGAAGAAGAAGCCGCUUGAGAAGAAGAAGCUUGAGGAUUUCGGGGUCGAGGAUAAGCGGCGGUUGAAGACGCUCAAGGUUACUGAACCUCCUGCGCGCCAGGGCGGCGGUAAGGUGGAGGAUGUUGACGGUCUGAUCGGCAAGCUGAAGGAGCUCGGUGCGCUGUGA
This is a messenger RNA of Aspergillus pseudoviridinutans, 783 nucleotides long. Its product is annotated as electron transfer flavoprotein subunit beta/FixA family protein. Gene Ontology annotation, molecular function: electron transfer activity. Bases 1 to 783 code for a protein of 260 amino acids. The transcript is spliced from 3 exons. Lineage: Eukaryota; Fungi; Ascomycota; Eurotiomycetes; Eurotiales; Aspergillaceae. Gene Ontology annotation, cellular component: cytosol. The record is from RefSeq and is a predicted model, not a curated record.